Messenger RNA from Tremella mesenterica DSM 1558, 3093 nucleotides. RefSeq lists its product as uncharacterized. NCBI's taxonomy places the organism in Eukaryota, Fungi, Basidiomycota, Tremellomycetes, Tremellales, Tremellaceae. Gene Ontology annotation, cellular component: nucleus. The record is from RefSeq and is a predicted model, not a curated record. The transcript has 6 exons. Bases 1 to 3093 code for a protein of 1030 amino acids.
AUGUCACGUACAGCUAAUGCUACUCCACCACCCCAACCUUACUUCCCUCCUAGGAAUGCAACUCCAAGCAUGCGUCACUCCACCGCCAUCGUUCCCUCAUUGCAUAUGCAUCCCUCACGUCAACGUCCCCAUCCUCAACAUGCGCACGGUAAGAAACGAUCUAAACACCUCUCCUCGGCGACCGCCGCUUUCGGUGCGUUGACACCCCGGAAGGCCAAAACGGGUGAUUCUCCUGCUUCUCAAUCCACUUCUGCCCAGAACACACCACUUGCCGAGGCAAAUUCUUCCUCAUCUGCUCUAUCAGCGCGAUCUGUCCAUAGUAUCUCCUCAGCGACAUUCACCACGGACAACACAGAUCAUACAGAUACAGAUAUUGACAUCGACUUUGAUUCUGGUAGAGCGACACCGACACCUUCGUUCGCUACGGCGACCACGCGUCACAGUACGGCAGAAACAGACGCCUCAAGUUCCGUGCUUAUCACACCAGCUUCGUCUCAAAUCUCUUUCCCUUUGGAUCUUAGUAUCAUAUCUGCUACUUCAUCUAUCAGUUCAGAUCAUGCUCCGGCUAUUCCCGUACAAAAACCCUCAUGGGUACCUAAUCUCAGUUUUGGGAAAAUGGCGAGGGCUGUAGUGGACAUAGGCAUGGGAUUUAGCGAGAAACGCAGCAAAAAAGAUAGCAAAGACAAAGAUCAAGGGGCGCAAGUUAGUACGCCUACACCAGUCUCGGCGAGAUUAGGAAGGAGUGGGUCGUCGAGGAAUUCGACUCCUACACCUGUAAAGGCAAAGGAAGAUGAACGUCUGCAGAAAAAGCAGGUGGACGGAAAACAACAGUCGAUUCAGCUACCUUCUCCCAUCACACGAACCACUCAUACGGUUCCCACGGUUCCGGCCGUUGAAACACCUCUGAGGGCAGCUCAGUUCGUUACGCCUGUUGGCGUCAAUCGCGGAGAACAGGCGAUCCAGCCGGACUCUCUAUUGUUCUCCCAGGCGACCCCACAACCUCAGACUGUGGGAAACGAUGCCCGCGCUGGCGUGGCUUUCAUGCAUGCCGAGUGGUUUGAAGCCCAGAGACAGAGAAUGGUGGAAUGUGCCAGACUUUGUUCCCAGUGGCCUCAAUCGGGGUAUAAUCUGUUGAAGUUUGGUCCUGCUGGAUCGAAACAGUUCUACGAACCUCAGUCUUAUGCUAACCCGCAAUAUGUGGCCAGUCUAAUGGAACGACAAGCUCAACUCGAACGUCAGAUCACUGAGACGGAAUCACUUUUCUUUUCUUCCUCUGCAUCUGCCAGAUCGUCGGGUUCUCUUUGCGGUUCACGUUCUUCUUCAGAAUCUGGUGAUUCGUUAUCUGUUCAAGCAACCAGUUCUUCUCAAUCUUCUUCUUUCUGUUGUCAAGCACCUGUAAUUCCAGUGGAUCGCGCAGAGUCCUCAGACGAUAUGGAUCAACGAACGGCUGAGAUCCGAGCUGCCAUGUCGUCCCCUCUCAUGCCGGUCCAUUCGUCAGAUUCACAAGUCUCUUUGAUGGAGACGACAGGUAGUGGCAUUUUCAAACAUGCCGAGCUGGGCUCAGUGGUUUCGGACACCAUGGACAUUGAUACGGAUAUUUCUUCCGUCCCUUCAUCGACUUCUUUUGCUCAUAAUCACAGCUUUGCCUCGUCUUUACUCACCCUCGGAUCCUCCCUUGAGAUGUCCAUUACGAGGUCUUCUCUCGAACCACCAAAAUCUCACUUGAACCAAGAGUCAUCGCAAAAUCAAGAAAAAGACGACGAUGAUAUCUUACGUACUCGUCCUUUCCGAGCUCAAUCAUGUGGGUCAAAACGUCCCUCACCUUCAGCUCCUGAAGAAGAAGAAAAACGUCGAAAAGUGGACGAAGCGAUGGUUGUUGAAGAAGCCGUUUCAACCGGUGUAAUCCAGCCCGUUACACGUAAUGAAUGGUCUGCUUCUGUCCCCGAUUUGACCAAAGCGACUUCUUCCAGUUCUACGGUCUUUUCCAAUCAAGAGAACUCAGUAACAACUUUCGGAAAUUCUCAGAAUCUUUCGUCUAAUCUACAAAUUCCUCCGACUGGUCAAGUUUUCGGUAUGGUAGUGAAAACUUCUGAUACUCAUCCAAUCAUUUUAUCACCUUUCGUACCUUCUAAACUCGUUCCGGUCCUAGCUGCACAUCUCGUUCGACCGUCAGUAGUAUCACAAAAACCGUUAUUGUUGUCGAGCACCAUCGAUGUACCUAGUUUAUUAUUGAGUUUUACACCACCAUCCGUCGCACCUAUGCCGAAUGGUUUAUUGCCUAAUUCGGUAGCAACCGGUUUGGACGUUCAUAUUUCCAGUUUUCCUAGUGUCGUUCCAGAGGUUGGACGAGCCUGUGGUGUGAAUCAGUCUUUAGGUUACCCGACCGUAGGUAGGGGUCAAAGUUUCGGUGUCAACAGCGGAGACAAUUCGAUUGAUGGAGUAUCAAGGAAUUCACUUGGGAAUUUAUUACUUAGCAGUUGUCCCGGUAAAAGAUUAAGAAUGGAUGGACCGGUAAAAGGUCGAGGUCCUGUGUGUAGAGACUUGGAGACGGAUUUGAGAAGAAUAAAAAAUGAAGGUGUUGGAUGUUUGGUUUGUUGUCUUGAUGAUGCGGAACUAGCUUUACUUGGUGUACCAUGGGAUACAUAUCGUUCAGUCGCUACAUCUUUAGGAAUGGAUGUUCUUCGGUUUGUCCAUUUUUCAUCUCUUCCAAUGCCAGAUGGUUUCACACCUGUUUCCUUGGAAUUGUUUGAUACUCAAGUAGGGUUGAUAGUGAAGAAUUAUAGUUUGGAGGGGAUUAAUGUUUUGGCUCAUUGUCGUGGCGGGGUGGGUCGUGCCGGUCUCACAGCCUGUGCAUGGGCGUUAAAAAUGGGUUUCGUCCAACCUCAUCCUUCCCUAACACUUAUCGAACAUGCCGCUUUGUCCACUUCCAACGUCAUCCCUGUAGAAUUGGAACAUCAAAUCGUCAUGUCAAUGGUCGAACGUGUCAUCGCUAUGAUCCGAGCUAGAAGAGGGUUAAAAGCUAUUGAAAGUUUUGAACAAGUACAAUUCUUAGCUGCUUAUGUGCGUUGGUUACGUGCUGCUCAAAGGGAUUGA